Fulvia fulva is the source of this 630-nucleotide messenger RNA. Its product is annotated as Splicing factor U2AF subunit. Gene Ontology annotation, biological process: mRNA splicing, via spliceosome. Gene Ontology annotation, cellular component: U2AF complex; spliceosomal complex. Bases 1 to 630 code for a protein of 209 amino acids. The record is from RefSeq and is a predicted model, not a curated record. Gene Ontology annotation, molecular function: metal ion binding; pre-mRNA 3'-splice site binding. Lineage: Eukaryota; Fungi; Ascomycota; Dothideomycetes; Mycosphaerellales; Mycosphaerellaceae. The transcript has a single exon.
AUGGCGAACUACCUCGCCUCUAUCUUCGGCACAGAACAAGACAAGGUCAACUGCAGUUUCUACUACAAAAUCGGCGCCUGCCGUCACGGCGACCGCUGCUCACGCAAACACGUCAAGCCCUCGUACUCACAAACCGUCCUCCUCCCCAACCUCUACCAGAACCCCGCCUACGACAACAAGUCCCGCAUGAACCCAUCCCAGCUCCAGAACCACUUCGAUGCUUUCUACGAGGAUUUCUGGUGCGAGAUGUGCAAAUACGGUGAGAUCGAGGAGGUGGUCGUCUGCGACAACAACAAUGAUCACUUGAUUGGCAACGUGUACGCGCGCUUCAAGUAUGAGGAUUCGGCGCAGAAGGCGUGCGAUGCGCUGAACAGUCGGUGGUACGCGGCGAGGCCAAUCUACUGCGAGCUGAGUCCGGUGACGGACUUCCGGGAAGCUUGCUGUAGGCUCAACUCGGGCGAGGGAUGUGUGAGAGGUGGGUUCUGCAACUUCAUUCAUCGCAAGGAGCCGAGCGCGGAGCUGGAUCGCGAGCUGGAGUUGUCGACGAAGAAGUGGUUGAGGGAGAGGGGUCGGGAUGAGAGGAGUGUGACAAGAAGUCCCAGCCCAGAGCCUGCAAGACCAAGAUAUUAG